This is a messenger RNA of Branchiostoma floridae (Florida lancelet), 1899 nucleotides long. RefSeq lists its product as uncharacterized. The transcript has 7 exons. The record is from RefSeq and is a predicted model, not a curated record. The coding region runs from base 1 to 1899 and encodes 632 amino acids. Lineage: Eukaryota; Metazoa; Chordata; Leptocardii; Amphioxiformes; Branchiostomatidae.
AUGACGGACUGGUCUCCUGUUUAUGAAGCAGCCUUGGUCGAAGAGAAAGUCAAGACCUUCUACAGUUUGACCAUGACCUUGGUGAAUCAGCAUCUUCCUGUAAAAGUGUCGGCGACAAGAGCCUGUGACAAGAAGUGGAUGACCGAGGGCGUCAAACGCGCUAUCAGGAAAAGGGCUGAGGAGUUCAAGCGGCAUGGCAAAUCUGCUCGGUGGAAAUCUCUCAGAAACAACGUUCAAACCAGCAUCAGGCAUGCCAAGAACUGGCACUACAGAAACUUCAUACAAACCCUCAAACAGGAAGACCCACGUAAGUGGUGGGGCGCUGUUAACCGUGAGCUUGGCAGAGCACAAGAGAGAUCUAAUAGUACCACCAUUGAGGACGUGCCAGACCACGAGGUGGCCGAGGUCCUAAAUCAGUACUUUUCCUCAGCGUGGUGUCCUGGAACGUCUCUGCACCUGUUCCCCCUGCAGUGUCCGACUCCAUGCGUUGACUUGUGUUCGAUUGGUGAGGUGAAGACUCUUCUUAAGGGCUUAAACCCUCACAAGGCAAGUGAUCCUGAUGAUCUCCCAACAUGGACUCUCAAGCAUUACGCUGACGACUUGGCGCCAGUCAUCACCCACCUGUUUAAUGCUUCGUAUGAGGAGGGGGUUGUUCCUAGCAUAUGGAAGGCGGCAAACGUUGUCCCUGUGCCAAAAUCUAAGGGUGCAGCUAACGCCAGUGAGAUGAGGCCCGUGUCCCUCUUACCCGUAGCGGCCAAGCUCAUGGAACGGUGUAUUCUGAAAAGACUAUUGCCCUCUAUUACACCUGCCAUUAGAAACCAGUACGCUUACCUGAAGGGUUCUUCCACUGUCUUAGCGGCCAUAAGGAUGGUACACACGUGGCUGUCAGCCUUAGACUCAAGACGUCGCGCUGCAGUCCUAGCUUUGUUCGCAGACAUGAGCAAAGCAUUUGAUAGAGUGAACCAUUCAAUUCUCCUCCAACGAGUGAACGACGUGGUGACCAAUCCACGCAUGGUAGCCUGGAUACAGAACUAUCUGCAGGGCCGUACCCAGAGAGUGGUUGCUAACGGUAAAGUCAGCGAGUGGAGAGUACUCACUUCGGGGGUACCUCAGGGAGGUGUACUGUCACCCUACCUUUUCCUCCUGUUCAUGAGUACUCGAGACGUAGUCCACAGCGACACUCUUGAUGUCGGCUACGCAGACGACGUGGGUUUGUCCAGGUCUAUCUCCCUGGAGAAGGAUCGCGUGGAUAACAGUAUGAGAGAGGAAGCGCUACAGCUUGAUUCCUGGGCGGAGUGCAAUGACAUGCUGCUAAACGGCAAAAAAAUCGCUGCGGAUGGAGUUAGCAAGCAGCAAGGCCAAAGCCACUUGUUCGAGUGCGACUUCCCUAUCAGUGCGGAUAGAUACGUUAUUAACUGGAUGAAGGACGGUUCAUCGGUGAUGGGUUACCUAUCAGGAGACGAACAACCAGCCUUUACCAGUGGCCUGGCGGGCCGUACUGAUGUUCUGUUUGUUAACAACAGGGAUCUGGAGAUCAUGAACCUACGACUAUCAGACGAAGGGGAGUACUACUGCAGCGUAAACGAGAUUGGAGCAGGUGCCCAAAGUGGUGACGGAUCGCGGUAUCAGCUGGUUGUCUUCGUACCACCCACUAUCAGCCUGACUGGAGGACCGUACGAAGUUGAGAUUGGAGAGACAAUGAUGUCCACCUGCCGUGCCAACAGCCAUCCCCCCUCCAACUUCACAUGGACCCUCCCGAACGGUGACGUGUCGCAAGGGGCGGUGUUGGAAAUCACCAACAUGACGCAAGCAGACAUAGGAACGUACCUGUGCACGGCAGACAAUGGCUACGCCACUGACUAUAAGGCUGUAGACAUCAGCAAGAAAGGUACGUAUUAA